UUAAGCCUCUUUCCCUUCCAUAUUGUAGAUCCCGCUCUGUGCCCUUUCCCUCUUCAAAGGUCUCUUCUCUCUUUUUUUUUUCUUUCCAUUUUCUCUCCAUCCAAACAGAAAUAUGUGCAACAAUAACAACAGUACUAGGCGAAGCAAAAGAAAACCAAAGUCUCGUAGUUUUUCUCUGAAACAUUCUCGGAAAACCCGAAGUAAAACUAGGAGACCAAAGUACCUUAGCCUUCUUCACCUUGAAGAAAACUUACCCCAAAUGCCAUUAACCAACAACAACGAUAACAACUACAAAGAAAUUACAGAUAAACAGCUUAAUCUUUUCCCACUUCACCCUGAAAAUUUAGUUGAAGAUCGUGAUACACAGUACGAUAAUGUUUCUUUGCUUUUCAACACGACAGAGGGAGACAGCGAUCAUGCUGUUACACUUAACGGUCUUUUAGACAGCGAAGGUAGUGAUAAUUAUAAGAAUGAAACGGCGACGGCGACGACCACGACGACGGCGACUACGGUGACGUCGGAAGAGAGUCCUUUGUCGCCUUCUUUUACGUAUAGGGGGUAUAGCUGUGAAGAUCGAACGAGGUUGUCGCUUGUACGGGCGGCUAUGAAAGGGAAGAAGGAGAGAGAUGAGAGUGAGGAGAAGUGGGUGGUUUAUUCUGAGGUUGUGGAGAAGAAAGAGAUGGAAGAAGUGAGUAGCGGCGGCGGAGGAGACGGUGGUUAUGAUGGCGGUGCAUGGUGGAGUAAGAAGAAGAUGAAAAAGUUGUUGGCUUUGAAGCUUAACUAUGAGGAGAUAAUGAAUGCUUGGUCUGGUAAGGGCCCCCUUUACAUUGAAGGAGAGUCCCCUCAAAUUGUCCCUCACUUGCAUCAACCGUCUCCCAAUCUGGUAGUGGAUGGUAUGGGAAGUGCAUCCAAUGUGUGGAAGGUACCAGAAAUGGCAAGUGAUUUGAAGAUAAAGGAAGAAAUAGAGGAGAAAGAGGAAUGGAGAAAAGGGCACAGAGAAGCAAGUGUGUUGAGAUACAAAGAGAAGAGGCAAAAUAGGCUUUUCUCUAAGCGUAUUCGUUAUGAAGUUAGAAAACUCAAUGCUGAAAAGCGCCCCAGGUUGAAGGGUCGAUUUGUGAAGAGAGAUUGAGAAGUGGAAAGAGUAUACUCAGGAGAUGGAACAACUGUGGCCUUGGGUUGUUCAAAUGACCCUUUAUCAUAUUACAAUAUCAGUGAGGGAUUCAAUGUGAACUAUAGAUUAUAUCUGAAACUUGUAAAUAUGAAGGCUACGAUCAUUUGGAGCUAAACAGUUAACAUUAUUUUCCAAAUUCUGCCUUGAUUAAAAUUAUACAGGCUCAUGUAAAAUGAUUUCAAUUGUGGAUCACUAAAAUCACAAUAAGUUUAAACCUA
Molecule: messenger RNA, 1389 nt
Organism: Gossypium raimondii (Peruvian cotton)
Lineage: Eukaryota; Viridiplantae; Streptophyta; Magnoliopsida; Malvales; Malvaceae
Product: zinc finger protein CONSTANS-LIKE 7
Exons: 3
Coding region: 113-1129 (338 amino acids)
Biological process (GO): regulation of DNA-templated transcription
Cellular component (GO): nucleus
Molecular function (GO): protein binding
Source: RefSeq, a predicted model, not a curated record